Messenger RNA from Echinostoma caproni, 960 nucleotides. The record is from the annotation of a GenBank genome assembly. Lineage: Eukaryota; Metazoa; Platyhelminthes; Trematoda; Plagiorchiida; Echinostomatidae.
AUGGCAAACCCCAGAGCAGGGUCAUGCACCCGCGAUAGUGAAGAGCAAAGCGACCGGAAAGGCCAUCAUCAAGGUAGCCGCCGUAAAGGCCUCUCCAGAACCGUGUCCUCCAAAGAAACCGGAACACCAAUGCAAGCCGAGCUACGCAGCGGUGGUUUCCUCGACUCCCUCGAGGUCGAAACUGUUGGUAACGACAGCACCAAAACCGGUAAAGAAGAUCAGAACGAAGGAGGAAUCUCGAAAGCACCCAUGGGCUGCGGUGCAACCAGUGGUGCAGAGGACCGUCUUUCCACACACAGCCAAUCUUCAAAACCGUGUCCCCCGAUCCCUAUCCCGGAAAAGUUCGCAAGCGGUAAUAAUUAUAACCGAUGGGAGAAACAAACACAAAUCUACCUUCGACACUUUCCACAUGAGAAACACGCCGACCGGGUGCAUAGCCUCCUCACUGGCGAAGCAUUCGAUAUUGUCUCCAAAUCCCGAAUUCUAAAUGACGAGAUAACAGACGACACCUUUAAGAGGAUCCGACAACUCCUAGACACCCCCAAGCUAGCAAUCGAGUACCGUCGGGAGUUCCACCCCUGCCGGCAACGGGCUGACGAAAACGUCCGCACCUACGUUCGAACUCUGCGACAUUUAGCAGACCGCGCAUUCCCAAACCUGUCCAGCUCUGAACGCAAUCCACGGAUCUUAGAACAACUCGUUGAGGGCACAUCAUCCGCCAGCGCCCAAAAAGAGUUUUAUCUUCAACACCCUGAAGAAUUAAACGAAGCCGUCGGAAGGGUGGAACUGUUGAAGAGACGUGACGCAGCAAUAGCCCGCCAAAGCAGAGCGCAGUCUCCUCACACACCCUAUUCUUUCCAUGUUGGUACUCCCCGAUACUCACCACCGCGAAGUACAGCCAACUUUCGUCUACCCGGACGUUGGACUUGGCGGGGCCGACGUGGCCAACGAGGGCCUUAG